AUGGCGUCAACCGCGGCGCCGUCGUUCAUCUGUACGUGCAGAGCUGCCGGCGCACUGAGAGCAGACACGCUAAGCGGAGACGCGUUAAAGAAAGGCGCGGCUGCCUCGCACUCCUGGGCUUGCCAGGCUGGCUCGCCUGCCAGGAACUACGCGGCCGUGCGAAGCUUCGUUCUCGCCAAGAUCUUUCCGUCUCCCUACACCCGCUUGCAAGCCCAAUCGUUCCGCCCCGUCACGCCCGCUUCCGCUUCCGCCAACCUCAGCGGCGGCGAUAGAGACCCAUCCGCGGACGACGUUCACGUGCCCAUCUCCCCGGACCCCAAAAAUACCGCCCCCAUCCCCGUGACAAGCCCAUCCGCUAUCGCCUCAUUCCGCUCGCUGUUCAAUCUCGAGAAGCACUACGCGUUUUACGGCUCGUACCACGACGACCCAGUCAACAGGGCCAUCCACAUGGUCUUCGUGUGGCCCAUCCUCUUCUCCGCGCUCGUCCUCCUCCAAUACACGCCGUCUUUAAUCUCCCUCAGCCACCCAGUCCUCGCCGCCUUAGCUAAGUUCGUGCCGCAGAUACCCGUACCGCUUCCCCUCGCGCUUCCCGGCAGCGGGCUGGUGUUUAACGGUGCGGCGCUGGUGUCGGUGGUGUACGCGGCGUUCUACAUUGGGAUGGAGCGGCGCGCGGGGUCGCUCGCGGCGCUGAUGGUGGGCGGGUGCUUCGUGGGCUCGCGCGCCUUCAUCAAAGCCGUGGGCGCCGGGCGCGCGUGGAAGGUGCGCGCGGGGCUGCCAGGGGGGGUUGCCUCUUCCCCGCUCACCCAUUCCACCACCUCCCCUUUCCUCUCUCUCCCCGUUCUAUCACCCUGCCUCUCUCCCCUGUCCUCUCUCCCUACCAAUCUCCCCUGCCUCCCUCCCUGCCUCUCUUCUGCCUCUCUCCCCUGUCCCUCUCCCUUCCCCUCUCCUCUGCCCCUCUCCCUGAUUCUCUACUCUCCCCCCUUCCCUGCUUCACUCCCUCCCUGCCUCUCUCCCCUGCCCCUCUCCCUGCUUCACUUCCUCCCUGCCUCUCUCCCCUGCCCUUCUCCCUGCUUCACUCCCUCCCUGCCUCUCUCCCUUCUUCUCUCCCUGUUUCUCUCCAUCCCUGCCCCUCUCCCUGCUUCUAUCCUCUGUCCUCUCUGCCUCGCCCCUUGGCCAUCAGCUGGCUGUCAUCGCCCAGGUGGUGUCGUGGGGCGGGCAGUUUUUGGGCCACGGCGUCUUCGAGGCGCUGGCUACGUGGGUGGCCCCACCAUGGCCAUGAUUGCAUACAAAUGUUCAGAGAUUAAGGUCACCGUGGUGGACAUAAGCAAGCCUAGAAUCGCUGCGUGGAACAGUGAUAAUCUGCCUAUUUUCGAGCCUGGACUCGACGAUGUCGUGAAGUCUUGCCGCGAUAAGAACCUGUUCUUCACGACUGACGUGGAAAAGAGCGUCGCUGAGGCCGACAUUAUCUUCGUAUCUGUGAACACACCAACCAAGACCAGGGGGUUAGGAGCUGGUCGAGCAGCCGACCUGACCUACUGGGAAAGCGCUGCGCGGAUGAUCGCUGACGUUUCUACCUCUGACAAGAUUGUGGUUGAGAAAUCCACUGUUCCCGUAAAGACUGCGGAAGCUAUUGAGAAGAUUCUUACACAUAACACGAAAGGCAUCAAGUUCCAGAUUCUAUCGAAUCCCGAAUUUCUAGCGGAAGGCACUGCAAUGGCAGACCUCGACAAGCCCGAUCGUGUUCUUAUCGGUGGUCGCACUUGUGAGGAAGGCCAGGCUGCAGCAGCUGCUCUUGCUGCAGUCUAUGCUCACUGGGUGCCUCAAGAAAACAUCAUUGUGACCAACCUCUGGUCCGCUGAGCUGACCAAGCUGGCAGCGAAUGCGUUUCUUGCUCAGCGCAUUUCUUCAAUCAACGCUAUCUCCGCCCUUUGCGAAUCCACUGGGGCCAACGUCUCAGAAGUAGCAUACGCCAUUGGAAAAGAUACCCGCAUUGGCUCCAGAUUCUUGCAAGCCUCUGUUGGUUUUGGUGGCUCCUGCUUCCAGAAGGACAUUCUGAACCUUGUCUACAUCUGUGAGUGCAAUGGAUUGAUGGAGGCUGCUCAUUAUUGGAAAUCGGUGAUUGACAUCAACGAGUACCAGAAGUCAAGGUUCAUCAGCAGGAUCGUGUCCUCCAUGUUCAACACUGUCGUCAACAAGAAAAUUGCCAUUCUCGGGUUUGCCUUCAAGAAGGACACAGGAGACACCAGGGAGAGCCCUGCCAUUGAUGUUUGCCAUGGGCUUCUCAGGGAUCAGGCUGACGUCAGCAUCUACGACCCACAAGUGACUGAGGAACAGAUCAGGCGUGACCUGUCCAUGAACAAGUUUGACUGGGACCAUCCCUACCACCUGCAGCCAGUCAGCCCAAGAGUCCACCAGAAGGUUUCUGUGUCAUGGGAUGCAUAUGGAGCGUGCAAGGGUGCUCAUGGAAUCUGCAUCCUCACGGAGUGGGACGAGUUCAAGACACUGGACUAUCAGAAAAUCUAUGAGCACAUGGAGAAGCCAGCCUUCGUGUUUGACGGCCGCAACAUUGUGGAUGUGGCAAAGCUCAGGGAGAUCGGCUUCAUUGUGUUUGCUAUUGGACACGCUCUAGACCCCUGGGUGAAGGAUCUUCCUUCCAUGCACUAG
Messenger RNA from Closterium sp. Naga37s-1, 2664 nucleotides. The record is from the annotation of a GenBank genome assembly. Lineage: Eukaryota; Viridiplantae; Streptophyta; Zygnematophyceae; Desmidiales; Closteriaceae.